CCAUUUAAUAACUCGUUUGUCAUGUUCUUCUACAGACCCAAGCUUCGAGACCCGAUUAAUGGCGGCAAAAGGCUCCUCUGUUUCUUACUUAUAGUCCAAAAGCUUCGAGAAGCUUUCUGAUGGCGGUUCCUUCCAUUUCUAUCUCCGGAUGGUGAGAGUUUGGUUUCAGGUUAUAGAAUGAGCUUGGGAUAAUGAGUGAUAACGAGUCUUCAGAGCCCGGACAGCUCAAACGUGCGGUGAUCGAUGCCUCCGCUGGUGCGGUUGCUGGUGCUGUUUCGCGUUCGGUAACUUCGCCCCUUGAUGUUAUCAAGAUCAGGUUUCAGGUUCAAUUGGAGCCCACAGCUUCAUGGGCGUUGACUCAAAAAGAUUCUCCUGUGAGGCCCAAGUACAAUGGUUUAUUACAGACAACAAAGGAUAUAUUUAGAGAGGAAGGAUUGUUGGGCUUUUGGCGUGGAAAUGUCCCGGCUUUACUUAUGGUUGUGCCAUAUACAUCCAUACAGUUUGUAGUUUUGCAUAAGUUCAAGUCUUUUGCUGCUGGUUCAUCAAAAACUGAAAAUCAUGCCCGUUUGAGUCCUUAUCUUUCUUACAUCAGUGGUGCACUUGCUGGCUGUGCCGCCACAAUCGGAUCUUACCCAUUUGACUUACUCCGUACAGUUUUGGCUUCCCAGGGUGAGCCUAAGGUGUAUCCAAAUAUGAGAUCAGCGUUUCUCGGUAUAAUGCAAUCUCGUGGAAUCAAGGGAUUGUAUGCCGGAUUGUCACCAACACUGGUUGAGAUCAUUCCUUAUGCCGGUCUUCAGUUUGGCACUUAUGACACAUUCAAACGUCGGAUGCUGGCCUAUAACUUGAGAAGGUCUCCUUCAAGCUCUAAGAAUCCAGAUGAUAGCCUUUCAAGCUUUCAGCUUUUCAUAUGCGGACUAGCUGCUGGAACCAUUGCCAAACUUGUUUGCCAUCCACUCGAUGUUGUCAAGAAACGGUUCCAGGUCGAAGGUCUGAAACGGCACCCGAGAUACGGAGCACGAGUAGAGCUAAACGCUUACACGAGCAUGUUCGAUGCAGUGAGACAGAUCCUAAGAUCAGAGGGUUGGCAUGGUCUGUAUAAGGGAAUUGUCCCUUCCACCAUAAAAGCUGCACCUGCAGGUGCUGUAACAUUUGUGGCUUAUGAACUGACUUCAGAUUGGUUAGAAUCGUUUUUGACUUGAAACUUGUCAAAGGCAACAUACAUGUCUUUGAUUCUGUAAUGGUGAAGAAAUAGGACUACGUGUUACCCCAAUACGGCUUUGUAAAGAUUGAGACAGCGAGUUUUAACUUU
Messenger RNA from Tarenaya hassleriana, 1309 nucleotides. Its product is annotated as mitochondrial thiamine pyrophosphate carrier 1. Gene Ontology annotation, molecular function: thiamine transmembrane transporter activity. Bases 192 to 1199 code for a protein of 335 amino acids. Lineage: Eukaryota; Viridiplantae; Streptophyta; Magnoliopsida; Brassicales; Cleomaceae. The transcript has 8 exons. Gene Ontology annotation, cellular component: mitochondrial inner membrane. The record is from RefSeq and is a predicted model, not a curated record. Gene Ontology annotation, biological process: thiamine pyrophosphate transmembrane transport.